CCCUUUUUCCCUCAGUAUGCUGCUUGGAGAUGACCUCCAAAAGGAAGCUGAUCGGCCGCCUGGUGCCGUGCCGGUGUUUCCGCGGGGAGGAGGAGAUCGUCUCCGUGCUGGAUUAUUCCCACUGUGGCCUGCAGCAGGUGCCAAAGGAGGUUUUCAACUUCGAGCGGACCCUGGAGGAGCUUUACCUCGAUGCCAACCAGAUCGAGGAGCUUCCCAAGCAACUGUUCAACUGCCAGGCCCUGCGGAAGCUGAGCAUUCCCGACAACGACCUCUCCAGCCUCCCCACCUCCAUCGCCAGCCUGGUCAACCUCCGCGAGCUCGACAUCAGCAAGAACGGUGAGCGCUCCCAAUCCCAAGGAUCCCUAAAAAAACCCUGGCUGUUGGGGUCAGAGAUGCAAGCCCCACAAAAACUGGAAUCUGAAUUGUUUUACAUCAACCAGAUUUCUCCAAAUGAAAUCAUUUCAAACCAUUCUGAUGGAUUCUUUAAUUUAAAUGCAUUCAUUAUUUUCUCUCCUCUUUCCAGACUUGUUAAAUUGCGAAUUUUGGAGUUAAGAGAAAACCACUUGAAAACUCUACCAAAGUCAAUGCACAAACUGACUCAGCUGGAGAGGCUCGAUCUGGGCAAUAAUGAGUUCUCUGAGCUGCCUGAGGUUCUUGAACAAAUCCAGAAUCUGAAGGAGCUGUGGAUGGACAAUAAUUCCUUGCAAGUGCUACCUGGGUCUAUAGGGAAGUUAAAACAGCUCGUGUACCUGGAUGUGUCCAAAAACAGGAUCGAGACAGUGGACCUGGACAUCUCGGGCUGUGAGGGGCUCGAGGAUCUGCUCCUCUCAUCCAACAUGCUGCAGCAGCUGCCAGAUUCCAUAGGAUUGUUGAAGAGACUGACAACUCUGAAAGUGGAUGACAACCAGCUCACCAUCCUGCCCAAUGCCAUUGGAAACUUGUCCCUGCUGGAGGAAUUCGACUGCAGCUGCAAUGAGCUGGAGUCUCUGCCCUCCACCAUCGGGUACCUGCACAACCUGCGCACCCUGGCCGUGGACGAGAACUUCCUCCCGGAGCUGCCCAGAGAGAUUGGGAGCUGUAAGAACGUGACUGUGAUGUCCCUGCGCUCCAACAAACUGGAAUUUCUUCCUGAUGAGAUUGGCCAGAUGCAGAAGCUGAGGGUGUUAAAUCUGAGUGAUAACAGACUGAAGAAUUUGCCCUUCACUUUCACCAAACUCAAGGAGCUGGCAGCCCUGUGGCUUUCUGACAACCAGUCCAAGGCUCUGAUCCCGCUGCAGACGGAGGCGCAUCCCGAGACCAAGCAGCGAGUGCUCACCAACUACAUGUUCCCCCAGCAGCCCCGCAGCGACGAAGAUUUCCAGUCAGACAGCGACAGCUUUAACCCCACUCUGUGGGAGGAGCAGAGGCAGCAGAGAAUGACUGUGGCCUUUGAAUUCGAGGACAAGAAGGAAGAGGAGGAAAAUCCAGGGAAAGUCAAGGUUGAGAUAAACCUCAAGCGUUACCCCACUCCAUACCCCGAGGAUUUAAAGAACAUGGUGAAAUCUGUGCAAAACCUGGUGAGCAAACCCAGCCUGGGAGUGCGGCCCGAGAACUCGGCCCCGGCUGCCAACAGUGACCCCACGGGGAAGGACAAGUACGAGCACAAGUGGCCCCUGACCCCCAAGGAGAUCUCAGUGGAGGAUGCCUUUGGACAUCCUGGCAGUGAGAUGAGGAUAGGGGAGCUCCGUCCUUCCAUCCCUGAGACGCCGCUCUACCCCCCCAAACUCAUCCUGCUGGGUAAAGACAAGAAAGAGUCGACAGAUGAGUCUGAAGCAGAUAAGAUCCAUUGUCUGAAUAACAGCGUUUCCUCAGGCACUUACUCAGACUAUUCCCCUUCCCAGGCUUCCUCAGGGUCCUCCAACGCGCACGUAAAAAUGGGCUCCCUGCAGACCACGGCUAAAGAAGCAGUGAAUAACUCUUUGUGGGGGAACAGGCUGGCCCAGUCGUUCCCACAGCCCCUGGAGACCAAGCCAUUGCUGAGCCAGCGGGAAGCGGCUCCGGCCGGGAACGUCCCGGCGCGCCCGGAGCGGCGCCCGCUGAGCGACGCCUUCGCCGACAGCUGGAACGACGGCUCCCACUACGACAACACGGGGUUCGUGGCCGAGGAGAGCGCGGCAGAGAACGCCAGCACCAACCCCCUGCUGAGCACCAAAUCCAGGAGCUCCUCCGCGCACGGGCGCCGGCCGCUGAUCCGGCAGGACAGGAUCGUGGGGAUCCCCCUGGAGCUGGAGCAGCCCGCGCUCAGAAACACACACGACUCUGAAGUGCCUCCUCCCAAUCCUUGGCAAAAUUGGACCAGAACCCCCAGUCCUUUUGAAGACAGGACAGCUUUUCCUUCCAAACUGGAAAGCACCCCCAACACCAGCCCUUUGCCCGAGCGGAAAGAUCACGUCAAGGAGUCUCCCGAAAUGACGAGCACUUUCACUCCAGGAAUUCCGUGGGAAUAUCACGACUCCAACGCUAACAGGAGCCUCACAAAUGUCUUUUCCCACAUGCACUGUCGCCCGGACCCUUCCAAAAACGUCAUCUCCAUCAGCAAGAGCACGGAGCGGCUCUCCCCGAUGAUGAGGGAUUUAAAAACGAACAAGUUUAAGAAGUCGCAGAGCAUCGACGAGAUCGACAUCGGUGCGUACAAGGUGUACAACAUCCCCCUGGAAAACUAUGCAUCCGGGAAUGACACCGUGGGCCCCCACGAGAGGGUGGACAAGCUGCUGGGCCCGGAGCACGGCGUGCUGAGCAUGUCCCGCAGCCAGUCCGUGCCCAUGCUGGACGACGAGCUGCUGACCUACGGCAGCGUCAAGGUGCAGCCGCAGCACAAGGCGUCGGUCACCAAGAAAGUUUAUCAGUUCGACCAAAGCUUCAACCCCCAGGGCGCCGUGGAGCUGCCGGCCGACAAGCGGCUCCUGCCGCCCUUCCAGCUCAACGCCGAGUACCUGCCCCAGCCGGCCAAGAGCCUGCCCCAGGAGCUGGUGAGCCCACGGGGCUACCGGGGCUACGCGCCCGUGGAGCCCAUGUUCUCCUUCUCGCAGCCCUCGGUCGGCGAGGAGCCGCCGGCCGCCCCCUUCCCCGGCCCGGCCACGCGGCCCGGCUUCCUGCGCAGGGCGGAUUCGCUGGUCAGCUCGGCGGAGAUGUCGGUGUUCCGCAGGGUGGGCGAGCCCCAGGAGCUGCCCCCGGCGGACAGGUACGGCCGGGCCCCGUUCCGCGGCGCCCCGGAGCGCCAGGGCAGCAUGGCCGUGCCCGAGGCCCAGUUCCUCAAGCGCAACGGGCGCUACGAAGACGAGCACCCUUCCUACCAGGAGGUGAAAGCCCAGACUGGGAGCUUCCCAGUUAAAAACCUCACGCAAAGGAGGCCCCUGUCAGCACGAAGCUACAGCACAGAGAGCUACGGCACGGCCCAAACGCGGCCGGUCUCAGCGAGGCCCACCAUGGCAGCUCUGCUGGAAAAGAUUCCGUCAGACUAUAACUUGGGUAACUAUGGCGACAAGCCUUCCGAUAGCAGUGAUAUAAAGCCGAGGCCUCCCCCUGGGAAGGGAAAUGAGAGCUGUGCUAAAAUGCCCGCUGACUGGAGACAACAGCUACUUAGACAUAUAGAAGCUAGAAGGUUAGACAGGACCCCGUCGCAGCAGAGCAGCCUCCUGGACAACGGGCAGGACGAGGUGGCCGUGGGCAGCCCCUGGACCCCGUACCCGCUGGGCCGGCGGGACGUGCCCCCCGACACCGUCACCAAGAAGGCAGGUAGCCACAUCCAGACGCUGAUGGGAUCGCAGAGCCUGCAGCACCGGAGCCGGGAGCAGCAGUACGAGGGCAGCAUGAACAAGGUCACCAUCCAGCAGUACCAGCCACCCCUGCCCAUCCAGAUCCCGUCAUCCCAGAGCUCCCGGGCCCCCCAGCCCCAGCGGUGCCUCAUCCAGACCAAGGGCCAGCGCAGCACGGACGCCUACCAGGAGCAGUUUUGUGUGAGGAUAGAGAAGAAUCCUGGCCUUGGGUUUAGUAUCAGUGGUGGAAUAAGUGGACAAGGAAAUCCAUUCAAACCUUCUGAUAAGGGUAUCUUUGUUACUAGGGUUCAGCCUGACGGCCCCGCCUCCAGCCUGCUCCAGCCCGGAGACAAAAUCCUCCAGGCCAAUGGACACAGCUUUGUACACCUGGAACACGAGAAGGCUGUGCUCCUACUGAAGAGUUUCCAGAACACAGUAGACUUAGUUAUCCAACGUGAGCUUACUGUCUAAAUAUUUUUUUAUAAAUAGUAAAUAUGUCUAGCCAGAUCUAAUGUUCAAACAGAUUUAUACAUAGGAAACCAAUUUUUUGCCAAUUGCUGGACCAAUGGCAAACAGUAGUGCCAAAUGUAUAAUACUCUAUGUUAGUACCAAUCAUUGGGAGAAAAUAUAAGAAUUAACUCUAUAAA
Molecule: messenger RNA, 4441 nt
Organism: Parus major (Great Tit)
Lineage: Eukaryota; Metazoa; Chordata; Aves; Passeriformes; Paridae
Gene: LRRC7
Product: leucine rich repeat containing 7
Exons: 21
Coding region: 30-4265 (1411 amino acids)
Biological process (GO): neurotransmitter receptor transport postsynaptic membrane to endosome; neurotransmitter receptor transport, endosome to postsynaptic membrane
Cellular component (GO): adherens junction; postsynaptic density; postsynaptic membrane
Molecular function (GO): protein binding
Source: RefSeq, a predicted model, not a curated record